Molecule: messenger RNA, 1420 nt
Organism: Coregonus sp. 'balchen'
Lineage: Eukaryota; Metazoa; Chordata; Actinopteri; Salmoniformes; Salmonidae
Source: the annotation of a GenBank genome assembly
AUGUGGAGCAUAGCUGCAUUGGUGUUAGUGCUGACAGGGCCUGCCUCUUGCUACGUCACCUGCCCUGAUGGGAAGGUCUGCUCUGAUCAAUCAACCUGCUGUUUGACUAACGAAGGAUACGCCUGCUGUCCAGUUCCCCAUGUGAGUAACCAGGGUUCACAUGAGGGCAAUUGGUAGCCUGGUCCCAGAUCUGUUUGUCAUGCCAACAACCAUAGUAGUUGGCAGCACAAACAGAUCUGGAACCAGGCUAGGCAAUUUGACACAACUAGUAAAUGGGAUUCUCAACAGCACAACGGUUGUAAAGACGGGAAAAAGAAACCAGCAUUGUGGUACUGUUGUUUGCUUCCCCGUUGCAUGACACAUCCAAUGUUUUAGUUAAAAUACCUUGGGUUUAGAGAGCUGUGCGAGCAAAGACCCCAUAAAAGGUAUUUUGACUGCAAGCCAUAUAACUUUUUUAUUACGUUUUCCAGGCGGUGUGUUGCUCUGACAUGGCCCACUGUUGCCCAUCAGGCUUCCUCUGCAACACAAUCACCCAGAUGUGUGAGAAAGGGGACCAUCCUUGGAGCAGGGUUCCCACACUGAAGAAGGUGGCUGCAGAGGAACCAAGCACCCCUGUCUCUGCUCCGCUCGAGUCUGACAGCAGCCGUGUCCAAAGCAAAGCAGUAGAGAGCUCUAUGGUCGGCAAGGUGCAAUGUGACAGCUAUUAUGCAAAAUCACCAUGUAUGAAACAGCAUUGCUGGUGACAAGCAUACCCUUUCUACAUAAAAUAAAAUAAAAAUCCAUGUCAGUGGGCACUGUUCUCUUUCUGUAAAUUAAAAAGUAAUGAAUAGAGAAAUAUUUCCUGCGCACUGGUACGCAAUUACAUUUUAACCUAAGAGUAUGACAUUGAUGGUGUGGUUUUCUGUUAUUUUAUCAGGUCCCGGGGACAGCACUCGCUCAGGCCUCUGACAGCACCCCACAGGCUGGAGUCAUUCGCUGUGACACUCAAUUCUACUGCCCUUCUGGAACCAGCUGCUGCAAGGGACCAACUGGCAAAUGGGGCUGCUGCCCAUACCCACUGGUAAAUAUACUGAAACUGUUGGAGACAGGCUGUAGAGGGGAUUUGAUAAAACUGACCUUAAAUACCACUGAGCUAUCAUUUUAUAAAGUAGUAGUAUCAAUGUUGUUAUGGAGGUAGAGCAUGUUUAUUAAUGUAAUGAACAUGUAAUCUGUAAUGCAUGUACAGAGCAGUGUGACAUGUUUUAAUGACAUUAUGAUCAUGUGCAAUAUUAUGCAGAUUUUAUAUUACUAUCAUGUUCUGAGACCUAUUUCUUAUUUUUAGGGCAAGUGCUGCGCCGAUGGCCAGCAUUGCUGUGAAUAUGGAUAUACCUGUGACCCAACCUCAUACAAGUGCAGGAAAUGGUACUCUCAGAUUCCUUCA